Molecule: messenger RNA, 3420 nt
Organism: Vespa mandarinia (Asian giant hornet)
Lineage: Eukaryota; Metazoa; Arthropoda; Insecta; Hymenoptera; Vespidae
Gene: Ipk2
Product: Inositol phosphate kinase 2
Biological process (GO): inositol phosphate biosynthetic process
Cellular component (GO): nucleus; cytoplasm
Molecular function (GO): inositol-1,4,5-trisphosphate 3-kinase activity; inositol tetrakisphosphate kinase activity
Source: RefSeq, a predicted model, not a curated record
UCUGCCGGCGUAUUCUCGUGUUAAUUCGAUCAUCAGGUGUUUGAAAGAUUCACGCACGCAGAUUAGUUCGUUUCAGGCUUUUCGUACUCUUGUGCGUUACGUUCUCAUUCGAUAAGUGUGUCGAACUGAUCGAAAUAAAUUAAAUUAAUCGUUGAAUAAGAAAAAGAAAGACAGAGAAAGAGAAAGAGAGAUAGAGAGAAAAAGAGAAAGAAAGAGAGAGAGAAAGAGAGAGAGAAAGAGAGAGAGAGAGAGAGAGCACUAGUUAAACGGAACAUUUUAUAUAAAGAAUAUGAAUAUAAAAGUUCAUAACCAUAAAUAAUCGGCGAAGUUAAUGGGACGAGUUUUUGCAUAUCGAUAUACUAUCCAUUAUUGAAAGAGAUUAAGUAGCAAUAUCAACAAGAUCAAAGGAAAAAAAAAAAAAAAAGAAAAGAAAAGAAACAAGAGUUAAUUACGGUCGAUCUGCACGAGGCAGUUAAGUGUUAUGACGAGUUUAAACUCUUUCACGGAUAAAAGUUUAUGUCAUCUCGAUAAACCUUCGAGGGAUGUAAUAGAAUCCGAUGUUAAAACGUUCGAGGAUAAACUACCGAAGGAAUUGAGUCGUCUAGAAUCUCAAGUUGCCGGCCAUACCUUCGAUAAUGAAAAACAAACGAUCGGUAUGUUGAGAGCACCAUUAGGACGGGUGUUAAAGCCCAUCACGAAGCCUCAUCUCGGUGAGAGAGAAAUAUCGUUCUAUGAGAACUUGCAAAAUUCUUGCGACGAGACUAUCUUGGAAUUGAAAAAUUAUGUGCCAAAAUAUUUCGGUACGACCGAGAUAUUAUACUCAGACAAAAAUGUAAAAUUCGUCGUGCUUCAAGAUAUAACAGAGGGCAUGGCCGAACCAUGCGUGAUGGAUGUAAAAAUCGGCAAACGUACGUGGGAUCCAUUGGCCAGCGAAGAAAAGAGGAUAAGCGAGGAAAAGAAAUACGCCCAAUCGAAGGAAGCUUAUGGCUUUUGCAUUACCGGUUUUCAAGUGUAUUGUCUCUCGGGUGGCGAGCUUAAGAAGUUUGACAAGAAUUAUGGCAAGACACUUACUCCCCAAGCGGUAGUCGAAGCAUUGAAGAUCUUUCUAAACGUGACACCGCAGAGGCCAGCAUGUCGUCAAUUGAUCGUCAAAUUGUUAUCCCUACUUUGGAAGAUACUCGUUAUAUUUCGUAAGCAAGAAAACUUUCGUUUUUAUUCGAGUUCAAUACUGAUCGCUUACGAUGCCAGAAGAUUACGUUAUUAUCAGCGUUUUGGGAAUGACGAUAAGAAAAAAUCAUCGAUAAAUUGUCAACGUGCCAAGUCAUUUUCUUCGAUGUUGUCGAGUAGCGGAACGAACGAAAAGAAUUUGGAAAAGGGUAGUUCCUCUUCGUCAAAGGAAUCAUCUCAGAAUAUUCAAGAUCUUCGUAGGAAGGUUUUAGAAAGGACACGAUUGCUGAAACGUAGCGUUAGCCUACAAUUUGGUAUUAAGGAUUGUUCUAAUUCAUUCGAAAGGGAUAAUACGUAUCGUGAAGUAUCGUUAUUGCAAAGAAGCGAUUCCUAUGGUCCAGAUUCGAAGAUAGACAAAUUAUGUCGUACUCAUUCCCAUGUUAAUAAUUUUGAUCAGGAGAUUGCCAAUAUGAAGGAGGAUUACGUUGCACUUUUGAACGAACUUAGCAGUACCUACGAGGACAAACAAAAUUGGGUCAGGGUGAACAUGAUCGAUUUCACUCACGUAUUUCCUGCACCAAAUGAGACCGCAGGCUUGGACCACAAUUAUCUCGAGGGUAUUGAAAAUUUGAUCAAACUUUUCGAGACCUUUCUGAUACAGAAAGAAGGAUAUACCUUGACGUUGGACACGUAAGAGACGAUUAAUGAUCUAUAUACGUAUAAAUAUACAUAUACAUAUAUAUAUAUAUACAUAUAUGUAUAUACUGUACCAUACCUGAUGAUCCUUUUGAUUUAACGAAGGUCUAUCAAAGACUGGAAUUUAUUUUCUUUCGAAUAAUAUAAAUGAGAAAAUGAAAGAGAAAUAUAGAUAGAUAGAUAGAUAGAUAGAUAAAUAGAUAAAUAGAUAGAAUAGCUAAAUAGAUAAAUAGAUCAAUAGAUAAAUAAAUAGAUAGAUAGAUAAAUAGAGAGAGAGAGAGAGAGAGAGAGAGAAAGAAAGAGAGAGAGAGAGAGAAAGAAAGAAAUAGAGAUAGAGAUAGAGAUAAAGAGAAAAGAAACGACUCAUAUAUGUACAUAUAUCGUUCUGUAUGUCAAAAAGCAUUGACAAAUAAAGAUAAAACUCUUAUCGCAUUAUAUUAUUAUUAAUGUUAUUUUUCUUCUUUUUUUUGUUUUAUUUAUUUAUUUAUUUAUUUAUUUAUUUAUUUAUUUAUUUUUUUUUUUAUUCACCAUUCACUCGUAAACAGUUUUUACAUUGUCGCCUUUUCGUAGUAACUCUUUACUCGAGCGCGACGUAUCAACUGACAAUAAUAAUUAAUAAUUCGCUUAAUUCGCCGUAACAUUUAUAAUAAUAUUUAUAAUAUAUAUAUUUAUAUAUAUAUAUAGAUUUACUUUGUUUAUUUAUAUAUUUAUAAUCGAUUGCUUACGAUCAUCGCCUGUAGUCACGUGGCACAUCGCUCGCCGCAUUUUCUCUCUCACUCGUAAUUUUUUUUUCCCUCAUCAUUUAUUUAUUUAUUUUAUUUUAUUUUAUUUUAUUUUAUUUAUGUAAUAUUUUUUUUUUCUUUCCUUUCGUCCCACUCCCUCCUUCUUUUUGGCACGCGUGUCGCACGCGCGAGUGAUAAGUAUAAAUCAUUCGUUUUUUCUUGUUAGAUAUCGAUCGAUUUAUUUUUAAGAUAAUUUAAUUCUGAAUUUUUGCGCUUUCUAAGGAAUAAAGUAAACGAGAAAAAAAGAAAAAAGAAAAAUAAAGCAAAAUAAAUAAUACAAAGUGACGGUACAAUUAAUUUUCGAAUAAAUUUCGAAUUGGAAAAAUUCUUUUUUUAAUCUUCUUAUUUUUUUUUUUUUGGUUUUGAUAUUUCCGUUCUUUUCUUUUUUUUGUUUUUUCCAUUCCAAAUCCAUUUAUUUCUCCUAAUUCAUUAACCGAGGACUAAUUAGCACUGACUCGGACGCAAUAAACAAUUCUUGCUUUAUUUCGAAAUAACAAUCGAAGACAGUAAGAAUAUUUCGUAUCUUUUCCAAAUUAUACACGCAAUGGCUUAUCUCUAUCAUAUACAGGGUGUACCAGAAAGUCACUAUUUAUUUCAGUGACUCAUUGGUAGACUUUAUUUUUUUAUUUUUUUUAUUUUCUUUUCCCUCUGCUUUUAAAUUCUACGCUGUCAAAAAAGAUAUGUACAUACAUAUUUCCGCGAGUGCAAAUUAGUGUAUACGAAGAAACGAGAGGAAGAAAAAAGAAAGGAAAAAAAAAAAAAAAAGAAAAGAAAA